UAAUAGAUAAACAAUUUUAAUUAAUUAUAAAUAAAUUUUGUAUUGAAUUUUAGUGAUAAAUAUAUAAUUACGGUUUUAUAUUGAAAUAAUAUUUGAGGUUAGUUUUUAUAUAAAAUGUCAGUGGAACAUCCGGAGUAUCGUUUGGGUGCUGAUCCAAAAAUUAAUUAUCCAAUUAAAGUACAAUAUUGUGGUAAUUGUACUCUUCCAAUUGAGUACUGUGAAUAUUAUCCAGAAUAUGAAAAAUGUAAACAAUGGCUAGAACGUAAUUUACCAACUGAAUUUGAAAAAGUUAAACUUGGUGAAGAUGGUAAUGAAACUGGUACUGGUGAAGAUGAAAAAAAACGUCAAAAACGUGGUGGUAAAGGUAUGCUUAAAGCUAAAAAAAAAGAAGAUGUACCAAAACUUGUAACAGUAUCAAGAGCACCAAGAGGAAAAAAAAAAUCAGUAACUGUUGUUACUGGUCUCAGUACAUUUGAUAUUGAUUUAAAAGUUGCAGCUAAAUUUUUUGGUAGUAAAUUUGCAUGUGGUUCAAGUGUAACUGGUGAAGAUGAAAUAGUCAUUCAAGGUGAUGUCAAGGAUGAUUUAUUUGAUGUCAUUCCUGACAAAUGGCCUCAGAUUGAUGAAGAUUCCAUUGAUGAUCUUGGUGAUCAAAAAAGAUAAUAAAUUGAUUUUUAAUAACUAAUUAAUAUUCAAAAUAAAUAAAAAAAUUUAAUUAUGAAA
Molecule: messenger RNA, 720 nt
Organism: Aphidius gifuensis
Lineage: Eukaryota; Metazoa; Arthropoda; Insecta; Hymenoptera; Braconidae
Gene: DENR
Product: density-regulated protein homolog
Exons: 4
Coding region: 115-660 (181 amino acids)
Biological process (GO): translation reinitiation; formation of translation preinitiation complex
Molecular function (GO): translation initiation factor activity; mRNA binding
Source: RefSeq, a predicted model, not a curated record